UAGUGAUGAUGAUUUGCUUCAACUUAGUCGUCUCCCAUCUACUCCAGUGAGCGGCACUAGGGCUUCGUCUCCUAUUUCAAUGGAGGAGAAGAUUUGCAGCGAGUUGAAGCUCACUAAGUUAAGGCAACAAAACUUCAGCCGAAGUGUCAAUGAAAUUCACGAGCAAGCCUCUUCCUUUCUCUUACUCACUCUUAAAUGGAAAGAACUCCACACUCACUUUGACUCCACUUUCAAUUCCAUCGAAGACUGCGCCAAAGAGCUUCACACGAAGGAACGGCAACUGGAGGGGAGAGAGAAAGAAGUUGAAUUGAAGGAGAAGGAGUUUGAGGAACGGUGCGAAGAGUUUAUAAAGUUGAGAGACGCGGAGGUUGAGGAGCAUUAUAAAGAGAUUGAAUUGAAGGAGAAGGAUUUUGAGGAACGGCGUAGAGAGGUUGAAUCGGAGAGGAAGCGGUUGGAGGAGAGGCGGAAGGAAGUCGAAGAGAGCGAGAAGUUGGCGAGAAAGAAGUUUGUUGAAGAGAUUGAGUUGAAGGAGAAGGAAAUUGAGGAAAGACGAAAGGAAAUUGAAAUGGAAAGGAAGAAGCUUGUUGAAAGGAUUGAGUUGAAGGAGAAGAAAAUUGAGGAAAGGCGAAAGGAAAUUGAAGUGGAAAGGAAGAAGCUUGUCGAAGAGUUUGAGUUGAAGGAGAAGCAACUGAAUGAAGGGCGCAGGGAAGUUGCAUGGGUGAAGUUGAGGUUUGGGGAACAACUUAAGGAGUGUGAAUUGAAGGAGAGACGGCUUGAGGAUAGGGCUUUGGAGAUUGAAUUGGCGAGGAAGAGAAAUGUGGAGUUUUUUGAAGAGCUUAAAUUGAAGCAAAAGGAAGUUGAAUCGGAGGAGAUGAAAAACAAGAAGUUUAUAGAGGAGUUUGAAUUGAAAGAGAAACAAUUUGAUGAAAGGUGCAAGGAAGUUGAAUCGGAGAGAAAGAAGUUAGUUGAAAAGCUUGAAUUGAAGGAGAAGCAACUUCUGGAGCAGCAGAAAGAAGUUGAAUUGGAAAACAAGAAAAUUAAUAAGUUUUUUGAAGAGCUUGAAUUGAAGGAGAAGCAACUUCUGGAGCAGAAGAAAGAAGUUGAAUUGGAAAACAAGAAAACUAAGAAGUUUUUUGAAGAGCUUGAGUCGAAGGAGAAGCAAGUUGAAGAAAGGCGCCUGGUAGCUGAAUUGGGGAAUAAAAAGUUUGUUGAAGAGGUUGAAUUGAAGGAAAAGCAACUUGAAGAGUGGUGUAUGGUAGUUGAGUCGGAAAAGAAGAAACUUGAGGAACAGUCCAAGGAGAUUGAACUGAAGGAGAAACAUCUUGAAGAGCAGUUGAAAGAAGUUGAAUUGGCAAACAAGAGGUUUUUCGAACAGGCUAAAGAGCUUGAGUUGAAGGAGAAGCACCUCCUGGAGGGGUUUAAGGAACAUGAAAUGGAAAUUUUGGUUAAGUUGACAGAAGAGAACUCUAAGGAGUGGAGAAGAGAGCUUGAGUUGAAAGAGAUAAAUUUUGGGCAGCAAGUUAGAGAAAGGUAUGAUGAAAUUGAGUUGAAGGAGAAGAAAGUGGAGGAAGAGUUUAGAGAAGUUGCAUUGAGAGAAGAGAGGGUGGAGAAGAGAUUUAGAGAAGUUGAAGAGAAGGAGAGGAGGGUUAGAGAGCUGUUUAAGGAAGUUAGGGUGAAAGAUGACGAGUUUUGGGAACGGAGAAAAGGGGUUGAGUUGAAAGGUAGGGAGGUUGAGGAGAGGAUUAAAGAGAUUGGAUUCAAAGAUAGGAAGGUUGAGGAGAGGCUUAAAGAGAUUGGAUUCAAAGAUAGGAAGGUUGGGGAGAGGCUUAAAGAGGUUGGAUUGAAAGAUAGGAUGGUUGAGGAGAGGCUUAAAGAGGUUGGAUUGAAAGAUAGGAAGGUUGGGGAGAGGCUUAAAGAGGUUGGAUUGAAAGAUAGGAUGGUUGAGGAGAGGCUUAAAGAGCUUGCAUUCAAAGAUAGGAAGGUUGGGGAGAGGCUUAAAGAGGUUGGAUUGAAAGGUAGGAAGGUUGAGGAGAGGGUUAAAGAGAUUGCAUUGAUGGAGAAGAAUGUUGGCAAAAGGAGCGAGGAAGUUGAAUUGAAUAGGAGGAAAUUAGAGGAAGGAUUUAGAAAACUUGAGUUGAAAAGCAGGGAGGUUGAGGAGAUAAUUAAAGGGGUUGAGUUGAAGGAGAAGGAAUUGCAGGAACGGUGUAGGAGGUUUGAUUUGAAAGGGAAGCAAAUUGAAGAGCUUCAGUUGAAGGAGAAGGAACUAGAAGAGAGGUCACGGGAAGUUGAAAUGGAAAAUGAGAAGUGCUUGGAGCGAAUGAAGGAGUUUGAGUUGAAGGAGAAACAAGUUGCUGAUGCUUGUAAUGCCCGUGUGAAGUCGGAGACCGUAGAUUAUUCUAUGGAUGCUAACCUACAUUUUUCAGUGAAAAUGGAUGGAAAGGCAUUGCAAAUUUUAUUAAAUAAGCGUUGUAAACAUGAUGAGGAGAUGAAGAAUGAGGUAUCUAUUGCUUUGGGACUUUCCUCGGAUCCUGCAAAGCUGGUUUUGGAUGCAAUGGAAGGGUUUUACCCACCCCAUUUGAGGGAGGGUGAUGUGGAGUUCAAAGAGGUUGUUGUGAAAAGAAGUUGCAAUCUUUUGCUUGAGCAAUUAACGAAAAUAUCCCCAACAAUCAAACCCGAUGUGAGAAAAGAAGCAACGAAACUUGCCUUUCUUUGGAUGACAAAGAUGACAGUGGAUGGUUACCACAAUUUGGAUGUUUUUAGUUUUUUUAAUCUGUUGGCUGCUUAUGGACUGGCCUCUGCUUUUGAUUCAGAUGAGCUCAUAAACCGUUUGGUGAUUAUUGCUCGAAAUAAGCAGACUCCUGAAUUCUUUCGUGUCCUUGAACUAGGAGAUAAAAUUCCUGGUUUUAUUCAAAUUCUUAUCUUAAAGAAACAGCCAAUGGAAGCUAUCAGAUUCAUUUUUGCAUUUGAGAUGGUUAAUCAGUUCCCACCGGGACCUAUCUUGAGGGAUUAUUUAAGUGGUUCCAAGAUUGCAGCCAGAAAAAUUAAGAGGAGCAGCAAUUCCAUUAAAGGACUGGUUGAGUCUGUAAAGAGAAGAGUGGCUGACCUAACGGUUGUACUGAAAUGCGUUGAAGAUUACAAGCUUGAAACUGUAUUCUCACCACAUACCCUCAAGCAACAAAUAAAAGACGUCCAAAGACAACUUCCAAUUAGGAAAACAAAUUUACCAAACCUGGGAAGCAGUUCUACUCAGCCUAAUCUGAGUGAGAACAAACGUUUGGCCCCAAAAGCUGCUGCUUCUGCCUUUGUCCUUGCAUCCAAAUCUGUCUCUGCCACUAAACCUGCUCUCAAUUCCACGAUGGCUGCCUGUACUGCUCCCAUCACAGUCACCUCCCUCUCUCCAACUGUUGCCUACAUUGCUUCCCCAGUCACAGUCACCUCUCUUGCCCCAACUACUUCCGCUAUUGCUAAUCCAGUCGUCCCUGUCAUUGUCACUUCUCCCUCCACAACAGCUGCAGCCGCUGUUACCCCAAUAGCAGUUGCCUCUCCCGCCACUACUUCAUCCAUUACUGCCUCCACUACCCGAAGUGCAGUUGUCUCCCCCUCCUCAAGCAGUGCAUCACCUUGUGGCUCAAUCCCCAAGACUGAACCACAAUACCAGGGUGGAAAUAAACGCUGUCAAGCGCAGUACCAGGGCAGUGAUAAGCACCUUCAAGAACAACACCAGAGUGGAAAUAAGCGCCCUCGGAUUGCUAAAUCACCAGAGGUUCCUCUAAGAGCACCAUCACUUCAAAACACUGGCUUUGCACAGUCUGUGCCUGUCCCUCAUCAGCGAACAGAAGGUCCUUUUAUAAAUCAAAAACCAUCUGGCGGGCACUACAAUUGUCCUGGUUAUCGCCCACCAAACCCACGUUUAAGCUCCCAUUAUAAUUAUGGAUAUCCAUCUUAUCAUCAGAACACAUUUGGAAAACCUGGCUAUGACAGUGCUGCCCCCUUUCAGCGGCCGUAGAUUGUUACGUGAAACUCUUGAUGACAUGGGGCAGGUUAAAGUGGGAGAGGAAUUUCUUAAAAUCAUCUGUGGUCAACAACCAGCUGAGAAACAGUCGAAGCUUGAAGCAGAUUCCUUUUGGUACUCUAGUAGCUUAUAGCUAGUUAACCUUAUUCUAGGACUUUGAUGCCUUUGCUCAAAGAUUCCAACAUGCUAGGAAGAUUAAACUUUUUGCAAGUGUGGUUCCAGAUAAUGUUAAUAUUCUUUUUUGCCUUGCAUGUUAUUGGUAGCAGCUGUACAGCUAGGUGUAUUCAGUUCGAACUAAUCAGCUGGACAAUAUAGUAUCAAUGCAUAUCAGCCUAUAAACCCACCGAUGAACUCCUUUAUAAUAUUUUAAAUCCUUGUUAUUAUAA
Populus nigra (black poplar) is the source of this 4398-nucleotide messenger RNA. RefSeq lists its product as uncharacterized. Lineage: Eukaryota; Viridiplantae; Streptophyta; Magnoliopsida; Malpighiales; Salicaceae. The transcript has 3 exons. The record is from RefSeq and is a predicted model, not a curated record. Bases 80 to 4006 code for a protein of 1308 amino acids.